AUGUCUUCAAUUGCUCGCCAGUUUCGCCCGCGGGUGCUCAUCCGCGCGUCCUUCACAGCUUCGCCUGCGGUCUGCGCACAACCGCAACGGUUCCCCCGCGCAAAGGCCCUGGGCGUCGCAAUAUGCCGCGGCAUCACCACAACGCCGGUCUGCAGGUCCCAGAAGGCGCCGGCGACCAAGAGGGGCGGCUCGAAGCUGUACGCCUCCGCGGACGAAGCCGUAGCAGACAUCAAGAGCGGAUCGACCAUCCUAAGCUCCGGCUUCGGGCUGUGCGGCGUUGCAGACACCCUCAUCGGCGCGCUCAACCGCAGAGGCCCCGAGAACCUGCACUCCCUGACCGCAGUGUCGAACAACGCCGGCCAAGAAGGCAAGGGCGGUCUGGCUAUCCUCACCAAGGCUGGCCAAGUGAACCGCCUGAUUAUCUCGUUUCUUGGUAACAACAAGGCCCUCGAGAAACAGUAUCUGACGGGACAGAUCGGCAUCGAGCUGUGCCCGCAGGGAACGCUUGCCGAGAGGAUCCGCGCCGGAGGCGCUGGAAUCCCUGCCUUCUUCACCCCCACUGGAGCUCACUCGUUAGUACAGAGCGGUGACAUUCCUAUUCGACUGGACCCUUCCGGCGCCGUGAAGGAGCGCGGCCGCAAGAGAGAGUCGAGAGAGUUCAAUGGCAAGACCUACCUCAUGGAGACGGCGUUGACUGGAGACGUUGCCAUCCUGAGAGCAUGGAAGGUCGACACCGCUGGCAACUGUGUAUUCAGAUACACCACCAAGGCGUUCGGCCCCAUCAUGGCCAAGGCCGCCGCCGUCACCAUCGUCGAGGCGGAGAACCUGGUCGAGGCCGGCGCCAUUGACCCCGACAACGUCGACCUGCCCGGCAUCUUCGUCGACCGCAUCGUGCCCUCCACCGCUGAGAAGAACAUUGAGAUACUCAAGACGAGGCCCGACGGCGCCGAUGGCGCGGGCCCGUCGAAACCGCAGAACAGCGCGCAGGAGCGCCGCGACCGCAUCGCGAGACGCGCGGCCAAGGAGCUGCACGAGGGUUUCUACGUCAACCUCGGUGUUGGAAUCCCGACUCUGGCCCCUUCUUUCUUGCCCGCCGGGCGUAACGUCUGGAUCCAGUCUGAGAACGGCAUCUUGGGCAUGGGCCCUUACCCGACAAAGGACGAAGUCGACGCUGACAUCGUCAACGCCGGCAAGGAGACGGUGACGCUCGUCCCCGGCGCCUCGACGUUCGACAGCACCGAGUCCUUCGGCAUGAUUCGUGGCGGCCACGUCGACGUCUCGAUCCUCGGCGCGCUGCAGGUCAGCGCCACGGGCGACCUGGCCAACUACAUGAUCCCCGGGAAGGUGUUCAAGGGCAUGGGCGGCGCCAUGGACCUUGUGUCGAACCCGGACAAUACAAAGAUCGUCGUCGCGACCGAGCACGUCGCAAAGGACGGCUCCUCCAAGAUCGUGCAGGACUGCAGUCUGCCCCUGACCGGCGCCCGUGUCGUGAGUACGAUCAUCACCGACCUGUGCGUGUUCGAGGUCGAUCGCAAGAACGGCGGUCUGACGUUGACCGAGGUGGCGCCGGGCGUCGACGUCGAGCAAGUGCGCGCCAAGACGGACGCGUCGUUCGAGGUCGCCAGUGAUCUGAAGCAGAUGGAGUAA
This is a messenger RNA of Colletotrichum graminicola M1.001, 1647 nucleotides long. RefSeq names its product coenzyme A transferase. Gene Ontology annotation, biological process: ketone body catabolic process. The transcript is spliced from 7 exons. Gene Ontology annotation, molecular function: succinyl-CoA:3-oxo-acid CoA-transferase activity. The record is from RefSeq and is a predicted model, not a curated record. Lineage: Eukaryota; Fungi; Ascomycota; Sordariomycetes; Glomerellales; Glomerellaceae. The coding region runs from base 1 to 1647 and encodes 548 amino acids.